AUGUCUUCACCCCUCCCUUACAACCGGCAGAACGCCCUAGCCUCAACCAUCGCGAGCGACCUAGCCUCGAAAAUAGCAGGCAAGAUUGUGCUAACAACAGGUGUUACGCAAGGCGGCCUCGGAGCAACCUUUGUCGAAGAAAUCGCAAAGCACAAGCCCGCCAUACUCAUCCUCGCGGGCCGCUCAGCCCCCAAGGUCCAGGCCACCGCCGAUAAAAUUGCAUCUCACCCCUCCAGCGCCUCGGUACCAACCCGCAUCCUAAUCCUCAAUCUCUCCUCGCAAGCCCAAAUCCGCACCGCCGCACAACAAGUCCUCGCCUACCCUGAGUCGCGCAUCGACGUUCUCGUAAACUCUGCUGGUAUAAUGGGCGGGCCCUACUCCACUACUUCGGAAGGCCUCGAAUCCCAAUUCGGCAGCAACCACAUUGGACACUUCCUUUUUACAAACCUCAUCAUGCCUUUGCUCCUCUCCUCGCCCAACCCGCGGAUCGUAAAUGUAUCCAGCGACGGCCAUCGAUACAGCGGGAUACGCUUCACCGACCCGGGGUUCAAGAAUGGAGAGGUGUACAACCAGUGGGAAGCAUAUGGGCAGAGUAAGACUGCGAAUAUACUGUUUUCUAAGGGGUUGGCGGCGAGGCUUGGGGAAAGGGGUGUGAGGGCGUACAGUUUGCACCCUGGAGUGAACGUGGGGACGAGUCUUGCGCCGCAGGGGUUCGGGGAGGAAGAUAUGAAAAGUCUGAAGGCCAAGGACGAGGCAAUUGGAUGGACGCAGGAGCUUGACUUUAAGACGCUGGACGAAUGCACCGCUACGCAUGUUGUUGCUGCGUUUGAUCAUCGGUUGGAUGCGUAUAAUGGCGCGUAUCUCCAGGACGGAAAUCUGGGGAAAGUGCAGCCGAUUGCUGCCAAUCUGGAGGACGUGGAGAAGUUGUGGAAAUUGAGCGAGGAGCUUGUCGGGGAGACGUUUGCAUACUGA
Messenger RNA from Alternaria atra, 972 nucleotides. RefSeq lists its product as uncharacterized. The coding region runs from base 1 to 972 and encodes 323 amino acids. The record is from RefSeq and is a predicted model, not a curated record. The transcript is spliced from 2 exons. NCBI's taxonomy places the organism in Eukaryota, Fungi, Ascomycota, Dothideomycetes, Pleosporales, Pleosporaceae.